AUGGGCGCAAACAGUGUCAGCAAGGUUGCCAAAGCAACAGAUACUGUCACUCAUCACUUGGCAUCAGUACUGCCAGCUGAUGGACAGCCGUGGUAUAAGAGAGCUCACCUAAUAAAGCUCAAUUUCAUCAUCUUGUCUAUGAUCCUCCUAUGUGAGUCCACAGCAAAUACGUUCGUGAUCGUGGAUAUACUGACAGAUCCAGCGUCGGCCAACGGCUAUGAUGGUUCAUUGAUGAACGGUCUUCAAGCACUUCCUAAAUGGAACAAAUUUAUGGAUAACCCUACUGGUACUUGGCUUGGAUUCAUCAAUGGAAUUUAUUGGAUCUGCAACGGUAUCGCUUUCUUCAUUGUCGCUUGGACAUGCAACAAAUAUGGUCGGAAGGCAGGUAUCUAUGCUGGUUAUGUCCUUCUCGUUGUUGGUACGAUACUCCAGACUGCAUCUCACAAUCGCGGGAGCUUCAUUGCCGCGCGCGCCAUACUUGGUGCUGCCGCGGGAUGCUUUGCAAACGGCGCACCACUCAUCAUCAACGAAAUUGCAUACCCAACCCAUCGAGCGAUCGCGGCCUCUUGCUUCCAAUGUGGUUUCUAUAUUGGCAGUCUCAUUGCAGCGUGGGUGACGUUUGGAACUCGGAACUAUUCCAGCUCCUGGGAUUGGAGACUUCCGUCAGUCCUUCAAAUCUUGCUUCCUGCUUUGGCCUUCCCUGGUCUGCUCAUGGCACCAGAGUCACCCCGGUGGUAUGCAUCCAUGGAUCGCAUUGAUGACGCAAAGGCAGUUCUGGCCAAACAUCACGCCGGUGGAGAUUUCGACUCACCGCUUGUUAGGUUUGAAACUGAGGAAAUAGUCAACACCAUCAAAGCCGAACAACAAGCUCACUCGACCACGAGUUACGCGGACUUGCUCAAAACAAAAGGCAACCGAUGGCGAUUCCUCAUAUCUGUAUCUUUGGGAGUAUUAUCUCAGUGGUCAGGCAACGGAACCGUCUCAUAUUAUUUGACCCUGGUCCUGAAGACUGUUGGGAUCACUAGUGUGACAGACCAGACUCUGAUUGCGGCAUGCCUACAAAUUUGGAACCUACUUUGGGCUGUUGGUGCUGCUUUUUGCGUUGAGAGGAUAGGACGUCGCCCACUAUUCAUCAGCUCUGCGGUGACCAUGCUUAUCAGCUACAUAAUCAUUACUGGGUUGUCGGGGUCGUUUGCACACACUGGGAAUGCUGCUGUGGGUACCACGGUGAUCCCAUUCCUCUUUGUCUUUUUCGCGGGCUAUGAUAUUGCCCUGUAUGUCGUCUUCUCCACCUCUUAG
This is a messenger RNA of Exophiala bonariae, 1299 nucleotides long. RefSeq lists its product as uncharacterized. Gene Ontology annotation, molecular function: carbohydrate:proton symporter activity. The coding region runs from base 1 to 1299 and encodes 432 amino acids. The record is from RefSeq and is a predicted model, not a curated record. Gene Ontology annotation, biological process: transmembrane transport; carbohydrate transport. The transcript has a single exon. Lineage: Eukaryota; Fungi; Ascomycota; Eurotiomycetes; Chaetothyriales; Herpotrichiellaceae. Gene Ontology annotation, cellular component: membrane.